AUGAAAAGAUUAAAUGUAGCAGAUAAUAAAGACACUGAUGUUCUCUUUACAUCGUCAAUAGACGCUUUAAAAAAGUUAUAUAAAGAUAAAAUCAAACCAUUAGAGACUCUUACAAGAUUUGGAGAUUUUCAAUCACAAGUAUUAACAGAUGCAGAUUUAGGUGCAAAACCAAUGGUAUUAUUACUUGGUCAAUAUUCAACUGGUAAAACAACUUUUAUUCAAUAUCUCAUAGAGCGUGAGUUCCCAGGUUCAUUUGUUGGAGCAGAACCAACAACAGAUAGAUUCAAUGCAGUAAUGUAUGGUCAAGAAGACCAGAUUAUACCAGGUCAUUCAGCUGUCGUUCAAGAAUCACUACCUUACAGAGGUCUUGAAAAAUUUGGAAGUGGGUUCAUGUCCAAGUUUCAAGCUUCAUUGUGUCCAGCACCAUUGUUGGAAAAGAUUAGUUUUAUAGAUACACCUGGUGUAUUGUCAGGUGAAAAGCAACGUAUUGGAAGAGCAUAUGACUUUCCCAGUUUGGUUUCAUGGUAUGCAGAGAGAUCAGAUAUGAUUCUCUUACUAUUUGAUGCUCACAAAUUGGAUAUUAGUGAUGAAUUCAAAUCUGCAAUUGAAAGUCUCAAAGGUUAUGACGAUAAAAUCAAAAUUGUAUUAAACAAAGCAGACAAGGUUAGUGCUCAACAGUUACUUCGAGUGUAUGGAGCUUUGAUGUUUAAUCUAGGUCGUGUUAUCAAGUCACCAGAGGUGAUGAGAGUUUAUUUAGGAUCAUUUUGGAAUGGAACCGGAUUACAAAAUCCAGAUACAGAGAAAUUAUUACAUGCAGAAAUGGUAGAUUUAAUUAAAGAAUUGUUAAUGUUGCCAAAGAAUGCUGCCAUUAGAAAGGUUAAUGAUUUGGUAAAACGUGCACGAACCACAAAAGUUCAUGCAUUGAUUGUAUCUCAUCUACGAAGUGAAAUGCCAGCUGUAUUUGGUCGUGACAGUAAACAGGCCGAGUUGAUCAAGAAUUUGGACAAGGAAUUCAACAAGAUGGAACGUAUCUAUGGCAUUCCAAGUGGAGACUUUCCAGAUGUUGAAAAGUAUAGAAGCAUUCUAAAGGUUCAAGACUUUUCAAAGUUCCCAAAACUCAAUCCCAAGAUGAUCGAACAAUUAGACGAGGUUCUCGCAGUUGACUUCCCAAAACUCUUGCAACGUUUCCCAAUUGACGGAUCACACAAGCCAACACAGUACGAAUUGAAUCCAUUUGCCAUUGACGAAGUUGACGAAUCGCUUCGUUGGACUCUAUUUGAACAUAUCGACCGUGAACUCUAUGCCCAAACCUUUGUUACACUCGGCCCUGUCGAUGGAAAGAUUACCGGUGCCUCUGCCAAGCCCAUUCUUCAACAAUCAGGUCUAUCCAACGACCUUUUGGCCAAGAUUUGGAGAUUAGCCGAUAUCGAUCGUGACGGAAAACUCGAUAGUGACGAAUUCUCACUUGCCAUGCAUCUUAUCAAUAGCUCAAUCAAGGGUUUCCCCACUCCAGAUCAAUUACCAGAGACUUUAAUUCCUCACUCCAAGCGUGGUGGAUAUGACAAUCAAAUUUCUGGAACAAAUCUUAAAAGAAGUGGUAGCGGAAAGAAAAAACUGUCAUUGUCCUCUACAUCUUUAUUUAAAUCUAAAUAA
Molecule: messenger RNA, 1653 nt
Organism: Cavenderia fasciculata
Lineage: Eukaryota; Evosea; Eumycetozoa; Acytosteliales; Cavenderiaceae
Exons: 5
Coding region: 1-1653 (550 amino acids)
Biological process (GO): endosomal transport; endocytosis
Cellular component (GO): cytoplasm; plasma membrane
Molecular function (GO): GTP binding; protein binding; calcium ion binding
Source: RefSeq, a predicted model, not a curated record